This is a messenger RNA of Aethina tumida (small hive beetle), 1217 nucleotides long. RefSeq names its product ras-like GTP-binding protein Rho1 (gene Rho1). NCBI's taxonomy places the organism in Eukaryota, Metazoa, Arthropoda, Insecta, Coleoptera, Nitidulidae. The coding region runs from base 124 to 747 and encodes 207 amino acids. The transcript has 2 exons. The record is from RefSeq and is a predicted model, not a curated record. Gene Ontology annotation, molecular function: GTP binding; GTPase activity. Gene Ontology annotation, biological process: small GTPase-mediated signal transduction; cell migration.
UUGGUUUGUUUAUCUUAUCCGAAGUUGUGUGUCAAAAACUAAAUCUAUAUUGUAUGUUAUAAAUAGUUUUUUAGUGAAGAAGUACGGUAAAUGAGUAAAUAGAGAGGAGAAAAUCCCCGCUGGAUGUUUUGCUGCUGCUCGUAUUCGGACGAAUCUAGAAAAGGUCCGAUGGCUGCUAUAAGGAAAAAACUGGUGAUUGUGGGUGAUGGAGCAUGUGGAAAAACGUGCCUUUUGAUUGUGUUUUCGAAAGAUCAAUUUCCCGAGGUGUACGUGCCCACCGUAUUCGAAAACUAUGUGGCGGAUAUUGAAGUGGAUGGAAAGCAAGUGGAACUGGCCCUAUGGGAUACGGCCGGACAGGAGGACUACGAUCGUCUCAGGCCCCUCAGCUAUCCGGACACCGAUGUGAUUCUUAUGUGUUUCUCGGUCGAUUCGCCCGACUCCCUUGAAAACAUCCCCGAGAAGUGGACACCAGAGGUGAAGCACUUCUGCCCCAAUGUGCCAAUCAUUCUGGUUGGGAACAAGAAAGAUCUUCGUAACGAUCCAAACACCAUCAAUGAAUUAAAGAAGAUGAAACAGGAGCCAGUCAAGCCCCAGGAUGGACGAUCAAUGGCUGAAAAAAUUAACGCGUUCGCUUAUUUGGAAUGUUCCGCUAAAAGCAAGGAAGGAGUUAGAGAAGUGUUUGAGAAUGCUACUCGUGCUGCUUUACAGGUGAAAAAGAAGAAGAAACAUCGUUGUGUUUUGUUUUGAACCAGCAAUAUAUUUUAUAUUAUUCGUUAUUCGUGUCUAAUCAUUUAAGGGGGCUUUUGCAUGUACCGACUAACAAAAUAAAACCCCUUUAUUUUGUCUUUAGUUCUCUUUUGUUCCAAAUCCUCUCCUGUCGUGUGGACACCACAUAUUUUUUAUAUUCAUAUCAUAUCCAUUGUGCAAAUUUUACCAUGGCUAACCAGUGUCCAAUGCACAAAAAUCUUUUUUCAUAAGUCCACAUAUAUUAUUAUUAUUAUUAUAAUUUAGAUUAUUUUUAGUUCUAUAAUGUUUAAAAUUCGAUUGCAACUGAACAAAAUAUCUAUGGUGUUAAAUAAAAUUGUUCAUUACAUACAUUAAACUUAUUAAUUUUGUUGACAACACUUAGUAUACACUAGUUGUCUAUGAAUGUAAGCUUUAACUUUUUCCAUACAAUGUAUUCAAAAAAAAAACGUAAAUAAAUUGUUUUCCUAUAA